AUGAAGGUUCUUGAGACUACGGCUGUGGCUUUGGCUUGCCUUUCGGGGCAGGUCUUGGGUAGAGCUGUUUCGCAUCGUGGGGGUGCUUUGAAUAUGUUUGAGUAUAGUGGUGGUAUUGAGCAGAGGGCUUUGUUGCAGGAUAUUGUAACAUGGGAUAAUCAAUCACUCUACAUCCAUGGAGAAAGAUUGACGAUAUUCUCUGGCGAAGUGCAUCCGUUCCGUCUCCCGGUAUCCUCCCUCUACAUCGAUAUCUUCCAAAAAAUCAAAGCCCUGGGCUUCAACACCGUCUCGUUCUACGUCGAUUGGGCCCUGUUGGAAGGUAAACCCGGCACUUAUCGCGCAGAGGGCAUCUUUGACUUGCAGCCUUUCUUUAAUGCCGCAAAACAGGCUGGAAUUUACCUCCUUGCUCGCCCUGGUCCUUACAUCAAUGCUGAGGUUUCCGGUGGAGGAUUUCCGGGUUGGUUGCAGCGUGUUAAUGGGACGUUGCGCACAAGAGAUCCGGCGUAUUGGAAUGCUACUAAAAAUUAUGCGAACCACAUCGGCACGACAAUCGCCGCAAACCAAAUCACCAAAGGUGGCCCCAUUAUUCUCUAUCAACCGGAGAAUGAGUACUCCGGCUGGACUACUGGAUACUCAGAUGACGGGCAGUAUAUGCAGGAUAUAAUGGAUACUGCCAGAAAUGAUGGAGUCAUUAUCCCGUUUAUCAGCAAUGAUGCAGGCGCGGAAGGACACAAUGCGCCUGGCUCGGGUGUUGGUGCUGUCGAUAUCUAUGGUCACGAUUCGUAUCCGCUAGGAUUUGAUUGCGCAAAUCCCUCGACAUGGCCGUCGGGUGACCUACCGACCUAUUUCCGCGAGACCCAUCUAGAGCAAAGCCCGUCUACUCCGUUUUCACUUGUCGAGUUCCAAGGAGGCUCUUUUGACCCAUGGCAAGGUAGCGGCUUCGAGAAUUGCGCUGCUUUGCUCGGCCCGGAGUUUGAGAGUGUUUUUUACAAGAAUAAUAUUGCUGCCGGAGUUGCGUUCUUGAACUUGUAUAUGACAUUCGGUGGUACCAACUGGGGCAAUUUGGGUUACCCAGAUGGCUACACGUCCUACGACUAUGGCGCCGCAAUCUCUGAAUCUCGCAGUAUCACUCGCGAGAAAUACAGUGAACUCAAACUACUUGGAAACUUCCUCAAAGUUUCGCCUUCUUACCUUGAUGUUGUUCCUGGCACUACCUCAAAUUCUACAUACACUAGUACAACAGCACUGACUGUCACACCCUUGAUUGGUCGAAGCACCAAGUCAUCCUUCUAUGUGGUCCGACACUCGGAUUAUACCAGUCUAGACACGACCAGCUAUACUCUCAAGGUGCCGACUAGUGCCGGUACUCUGACAUUGCCUCAGCUAGGUGGCUCCUUGACCCUUAAUGGCCGUGAUUCAAAGAUCCAUGUCACCGAUUAUGAUGUUGCGGGUACCAAUAUCCUCUAUUCGACUGCUGAAGUAUUCACAUGGAAGAACUUUUCCGAUUACAAGGCGCUUGUCGUGUACGGUGGAGCAGGGGAACACCAUGAGCUGGCUAUCUCUUCGUCUUCUAGUGCAAAAAUCUCCAUUGUCGAUGGUUCCAAGUCUGGAGUGACGACCAAUAUUCAGAAGGGCCAAGCGAUCAUUGCAUGGGAUGUAUCUUCCUCUCGCAGGAUUGUGAGGGUGGACGAUCUGCUCGUCUUUUUGCUCGAUCGCAACUCGGCGUAUGACUAUUGGGUACCCCAGGUCGGUACUUCGGACAGUACCAUUGGAUUCACCACCGAGGAGACAGUUGCAAGUUCGAUUAUUGUAAACGCCGGUUAUCUCGUGCGAUAUGCAUGGCUCCAAGGAGGUGAAUUGCACCUUUCCGCCGACUUCAAUGCUACCACUACCGUAGAAGUGAUUGGUGUACCCAAGGCCGCAUCUAGCUUGUACGUCAAUGGUGUCCUAUACAGCCAUACCAAGACUUCGAACGGGUUCUGGACCGCGAGCGUGAAAUAUAGCACUCCCAAAAUCAGCCUGCCAGACUUCUCAAAGUUGACGUGGAAAUAUGUCGACUCACUGCCUGAAAUUAAGUCAACAUACGAUGACAGCGCGUGGGUCAAUGCCGAUCACGACUGGACCAAUAACACCGCAAAUCCUAUCGUGACGCCUGUAUCACUUUAUGCCUCAGACUAUGGUUUCAACACUGGUCAUCUGCUUUAUCGUGGCCAUUUCGUCGCCAACGGAAAUGAAAAAACUUUCUACGUCGAAACCAUCGGUGGCAGUGGUUUUGGCAGCAGCGUAUGGCUAAAUGGGACGCUUUUGGGGUCUUGGACAGGCAGUGCGGCCAAUGAUUCUGCAGCCUCCACCUACACUCUGCCGACUCUGAAGUCCGGAUCAAGCUAUACCCUCACGAUUCUCACCUCGAAUACCGGCCUGGAGGAGGAUUGGGUGGUCGGUUCAGAGACAAUGAAGACUCCAAGGGGUAUUCUUGACUUCGACUUGUCUGGUCACAAUCAAAGCGACAUUACCUGGAAGAUCACCGGUAAUCUAGGUGGUGAGGACUAUGUUGACCUCACUCGCGGACCUCUGAACGAAGGCGGCCUCUACGCCGAACGUCAGGGCUGGCAUCAACCAUCUCCUCCAAGCAGCGACUGGCAGACAUCGAGUCCCUUGGACGGUAUCAGCCAGGCUGGAGUCGGCUUCUACUCAACCUCUUUCACUCUUGACCUCCCGAAAGGGUACGAUAUUCCGCUAUACUUCACCUUUGGCAAUAGCAGUGGCAGUUCUUACAGAGUCCAGCUUUAUGUCAACGGAUAUCAAUUUGGUACAUACGUCCCACAGCUUGGCCCUCAGACGAAGUUCCCAGUUCCACAAGGAAUCUUGAAUUAUCAAGGCGAGAAUUGGGUCGCAAUCACUCUUUGGGCGCAGGAGAGCAGUGGUGCGAAAGUGGAUAGCUUGGAGCUCACCUAUACCACGCCGGUAUUGACUGCAUUGACAGGCAUUGAGUCCUCGCCGCAGCCUGCUUAUAGUCAAAGAGCUGGGGCAUAUUAG
This is a messenger RNA of Talaromyces amestolkiae, 3036 nucleotides long. RefSeq lists its product as uncharacterized. The coding region runs from base 1 to 3036 and encodes 1011 amino acids. The transcript is spliced from 9 exons. Gene Ontology annotation, cellular component: vacuole. Gene Ontology annotation, molecular function: beta-galactosidase activity. The record is from RefSeq and is a predicted model, not a curated record. Lineage: Eukaryota; Fungi; Ascomycota; Eurotiomycetes; Eurotiales; Trichocomaceae. Gene Ontology annotation, biological process: carbohydrate metabolic process.